CGCCUACUGUCAACUUGGUCUGGACUGUGGACCAUCACCAUGGCGCCCAGGCCGUCAGUCAUUCUGACCCCACACAGCCUGUACUUCCGGGUUAGGAGCUGAGUUAAUGACGGCGCUGAGACUGGCGACAGUAUGGCGGACCGCAUAGGCCAAAAUAGUGAUGAUGAAACCUACGAAAUAGUAGAUCUGAGGGAGUAUUCAGGACAAAACGAGUGGUGGGGUCGUGUUUUCGGGCAGAGUUCUGGUCCAGUUGCAGAGAAAUAUUCUGUAGCUACUCAGUUAAUGAUGGGUGGUGUAACUGGCUGGUGUGCAGGCUUUGUAUUUCAGAAGAUUGGCAAGCUGGCAGCUUCAGCCAUUGGAGGUGGAUUCCUUUUGAUGCAGGUUGCAAAUCACACUGGCUAUAUUAAAGUGGAUUGGAAAAGGGUUGAAAAAGAUGUAAAUAAAGCCAAACGACAAUUGAGGAAAAAAGCAAACAAAGCUGCUCCUGAAAUCAACACCUUUAUUGAAGAGUCAGCUGAAUUUGUAAAGAAGAAUAUUGUGCUAACAAGUGGUUUUAUUGGAGGCUUUUUAUUGGGACUGGCUUCCUAGGAAUUUCUGACAAUGCAGACACUGACAACAGUUUGCUCCUGAAAAGCUCCUGAAAAGCUCCUGCAAGCAUCGAAUCAACAAUGCAUGCAGAUCAGCAUUGCAGCACAUUGGAAAGUUCCAAUCACUCAACUAAGUAUUAAAAGGACAAAAAUAAUGAUCCUGUACUUGUAAUUUUAAAUCAUCGUAAGAAGGCAUUAAUUUUUGAGUUUUUGAUUGUAGAUUUUUCUUGUUAUCAGUUCAUGCUGUAAAACUUUUUUGCAAGCCAAAAAUGUUGUAUAUUCUGUUGUUUAAACCUUUUACAUAGUAUUUAAGAAGAGAUCUAAUUUAUAUAUAAAUGGCUUAUUAUGACUAUCUCUAAUUUAGUCUGAGGUUGUAUAUCUACACAUAAAGCUUCAAUUCUUUUUUCUUAUUAUUGAUUAAAACCUACGUUAGAUUUCACAAAUUAUUAUAAAGAUAAAACAAAAAUAACUUAGAAAAUGUGUUUAUAUUUAUACUCAUUCUAUCUAACCUGUUUUGAAAUGCUCUUAAGAAAAACAUAGUUGGUUGAUACUACUCAAUCUUGUGUUAAAUACCAGUUUUUAAAAAAUCAUUUAAUUGGUUGUGCGUGUUAGUAACCAUUGUUGCCGUUUUAAUGGACAGUGUUUGUUUCAUCUACCUGACUUGAAUUAAUCAGAGCAAAUUAUUUUUAAUUUAAUGGCUGUACUGCAGGAUUGUACACGAUAAAUGGUCUUUCCCAAUAAUAUAACCAAUCAUGCAAAAUAA
Leucoraja erinaceus (little skate) is the source of this 1350-nucleotide messenger RNA. It is a transcript of the gene fundc1, whose product is annotated as FUN14 domain containing 1. Bases 133 to 588 code for a protein of 151 amino acids. NCBI's taxonomy places the organism in Eukaryota, Metazoa, Chordata, Chondrichthyes, Rajiformes, Rajidae. The record is from RefSeq and is a predicted model, not a curated record. The transcript has 5 exons. Gene Ontology annotation, biological process: autophagy of mitochondrion. Gene Ontology annotation, cellular component: mitochondrial outer membrane.